CGUGGCAAGGAAGUUUACUUGCGUACUUGGCUAGCAUAUUGCCGAAGCCCGGCAUCAAUAGCUGCACCACUCACCAAAAUGCAGAGCGUGUUGAAGUCGGCUGCGCCCACGGUCUCCAACCCGUUCAUGGGUAAUAAGAUGUCCUACCGUGUGGCUGCGGCCCCGGUUCCUUGCACGACGGCCUUCCGCCAGGUGACGACCAUGGCCAAGAAGAAGGGUGUUCGCCUCAUCGUCACAAUUGAGUGCACGGAGUCCAAGGCUGCGGGCGCUACUCCAUCGCGCUAUGUCACUCAAAAGAACCGCAAGAACACCCCAGAGCGACUGGAAUUGAUGAAGUAUAACCCCAACCUGCGCCGCCACACCCUCCACAAGGAGGUGAAGUAAUUGCUGCAUCACUUGCUUUGUUGUCGUCCCAUGUUUAGAGGCAGAACACCAUGCAAGACCUUAAAAGUCUUUGCGGACUGCGGACUGGGACUUGACGGAUGGACGAUUUGCUGUGACUUCGGAACC
Messenger RNA from Volvox carteri f. nagariensis, 510 nucleotides. It is a transcript of the gene prpL33, whose product is annotated as plastid/chloroplast ribosomal protein L33. The record is from RefSeq and is a predicted model, not a curated record. Gene Ontology annotation, molecular function: structural constituent of ribosome. Bases 79 to 384 code for a protein of 101 amino acids. Lineage: Eukaryota; Viridiplantae; Chlorophyta; Chlorophyceae; Chlamydomonadales; Volvocaceae. Gene Ontology annotation, biological process: translation. Gene Ontology annotation, cellular component: ribosome. The transcript is spliced from 2 exons.